GGGCCGAGCUCGCCGCCUUCGCGUCUUCGUGUCGCUAUUGCUGGGCAGCGCUCCGAGGAGACGCCGAGGUUUUUGGGGGAUUUAUGACCAGAGUGCGGGGCUCCACGUCAGCGACAGCUCGUUUGGAUGUACUUCCAAGAGUGACUUGCCCAAAUCAUCCAGAUUCCAUUUUAGUGGAGGAUUACAGAGCUGGUGAUAUGAUUUGUUCUGAGUGUGGGCUAGUAGUAGGUGACCGGGUCAUAGACGUGGGGUCAGAGUGGAGAACGUUCAGCAAUGACAAAGCAACCAAAGACCCAUCUCGAGUUGGGGAUACCCAGAAUCCUUUGCUGAGUGAUGGUGACUUGAGUACAAUGAUUGGCAAGGGCACAGGUGCAGCAAGUUUUGAUGAAUUUGGGAAUUCAAAGUACCAAAAUCGCAGAACUAUGAGCAGCUCUGAUCGUGCGAUGAUGAAUGCUUUUAAAGAAAUUACGAACAUGGCAGACAGAAUCAACCUCCCUAGAAAUAUAGUUGAUCGAACAAAUAAUUUAUUCAAGCAAGUGUAUGAGCAAAAGAGCCUGAAGGGGAGAAGUAAUGAUGCUAUUGCUUCUGCUUGUCUCUACAUAGCCUGUAGGCAAGAGGGUGUUCCAAGAACAUUUAAAGAAAUAUGUGCAGUGUCCAGGAUUUCAAAGAAAGAAAUAGGCCGGUGUUUUAAACUGAUUUUGAAAGCUCUGGAAACCAGUGUUGAUUUGAUUACAACUGGAGACUUCAUGUCACGAUUCUGUUCUAACUUGGGUCUUCCCAAACAAGUACAAAUGGCAGCAACACAUAUUGCUCGUAAGGCUGUGGAAUUAGAUUUGGUUCCUGGGAGAAGCCCUAUCUCUGUAGCAGCUGCAGCUAUUUACAUGGCAUCACAGGCUUCUUCAGAGAAAAGGACACAAAAAGAAAUUGGUGAUAUUGCUGGUGUGGCUGAUGUUACGAUUAGACAGUCAUACAGGCUGAUCUAUCCUCGAGCUCCAGAUCUUUUCCCAGCAGACUUCAAGUUUGAUACCCCAGUAGACAAACUACCACAGCUGUGAGAUUGCAGAGGGUUAAUUUCUGUUAACCGCCUCCCCCCCGAAAAAACCCCAACAAAAACAAACUCUUUAUUUUUGCCUAUAAUAAAGGAUGUACAAAGUGUUAAUAUUGGGUCUUCGUGUUGUGGAACUGGAGGAUAUGGAGAUGGAGCGUAACUGCUGGAAAGCAGCACACAUUCCAAGGGUAAACAAGCUCAUUGUGUGGCAUUUUGUAUGUAUAUAUUAGUGGAAGUAAGUAUUUAAUAACUGUUGCAACAAAUUUAAUUUGAUAUUGUUGUACUUACUUAGAUUUCUUUUGUAGGGAUCUGGUAAGAUGUAUUUUGGAGAAUUUAAAAUAUUGUGUAAUUCCCAAAUAAACUGUUUUCCAAAAACACA
Molecule: messenger RNA, 1427 nt
Organism: Cyanistes caeruleus (blue tit)
Lineage: Eukaryota; Metazoa; Chordata; Aves; Passeriformes; Paridae
Gene: GTF2B
Product: general transcription factor IIB
Biological process (GO): transcriptional start site selection at RNA polymerase II promoter; transcription initiation at RNA polymerase II promoter; RNA polymerase II core complex assembly
Cellular component (GO): nucleus; transcription preinitiation complex
Molecular function (GO): acetyltransferase activity; RNA polymerase II core promoter sequence-specific DNA binding; TBP-class protein binding
Source: RefSeq, a predicted model, not a curated record